GGGGACUGAAGACAGUCACAAUGAAGUUCGUGAUCUUGGCUUUGUUUGUUGCUGGUGCCUACGGGUGUGGCAGACCCACCUACCCUCCCACCAUCACCAGGGUGGUUGGUGGAGAUGAUGUCCGUGAGAACAGCUGGCCCUGGCAGGUGUCUCUGCAGUACAAGAGUGGCAGCAACUUCUACCACACUUGCGGUGGCACCCUGAUCUCCAAUCAGUGGGUCCUCACUGCUGCUCACUGCAUCAGCAGUCGCACCUACAGAGUCUUCCUGGGAAAACACAAUCUGAAGACCAACAAUGAGCCUGGCUCCAUGGCCAUCAGCCCCGCCAAGAUUGUGGUCCACGAGAACUGGGACUCUUACAGAAUCCGUAAUGACAUCGCCUUGAUCAAGCUGGCAACUCCUGUCACUUUCUCUGACACCAUCAUGGCUGCCUGUCUUCCCGACUCUGGCGAAAUCCUGUCUGAUGGUGCUCCCUGCUACGUCACCGGCUGGGGUCGUCUCUGGACCGGAGGUCCUAUUGCUGACAUCCUGCAGCAGGCCCUCCUCCCUGUGGUCGGCCACUCCACCUGCACCAGGUCCGACUGGUGGGGCAGCCUUGUCACCAGCAACAUGGUCUGUGCUGGAGGAGAUGGAGAACUGGCUAGCUGCAACGGAGACUCUGGUGGUCCUCUGAACUGUCAGAACCGUGAUGGCACCUGGGACGUCCACGGUGUGGUGAGCUUCGGCUCUAGCAUGGGCUGCAACUACCCCAAGAAGCCCUCUGUCUUCACUAGGGUCAGCGCCUACAUCCCCUGGAUCAACAACGUGAUGACCAGGAACUAAGAUACUGGUUGGUUUGUGUCAUUGUUGGUGGUUGAAUUUCAUCAAAUAAAGAAUAUAAUUGUAAA
Molecule: messenger RNA, 886 nt
Organism: Epinephelus moara (kelp grouper)
Lineage: Eukaryota; Metazoa; Chordata; Actinopteri; Perciformes; Serranidae
Product: chymotrypsin-like elastase family member 2A
Exons: 9
Coding region: 21-821 (266 amino acids)
Biological process (GO): proteolysis
Molecular function (GO): serine-type endopeptidase activity
Source: RefSeq, a predicted model, not a curated record